AUGUCUACUAUACUUGAUAAGGACAGUAACUUAACUUGGUACACAGAUAACCCAGAAUUCACGCCGUGCUUUGAAAAAACUGUUCUGGUUUGGACACCAUGUAUAUAUCUGUGGGUAGCGGCGCUACUGGAAACCUAUUAUAUUUUAAACAGCAAAGAGCGAAACAUACCAUGGAAUAUACUAAAUAUCAGCAAAUUAGUUGUAACAUGUCUUCUGAUUAUCCUAAAAUUUGUCGAUUUGGGUGUGACUGUUCACAAAUCUUCAAAAGAAGAGGAAGUGUUCAACGCUGAUUAUUACAACCCUAUCAUAAAGAUUCUGACAUUUGGAUUAUCAGCUACGUUAUUAUAUUAUAACAGAAAGUUUGGAAUGAGAGCAUCAGGUGUUUUAUUCUUUUUCUGGUUACUUUUAAUCCUGGCUGGGUUACCCCAGCUUAGGUCGGAAGUAAUGGCACAUUACAAAUUAGCAGAAGAUGAAAAUGUCCAAUAUAAUUUUGUCAGUUACAUGAUAUACUACCCUAUGAUUAUUUUGAUGUUUGUGUUGAACUGUUUUGCUGACCUGCCACCUAGAGAUACACCCUACAAAUAUGAAAAGAAUCAAUGCCCAGAAAGGGCCUCAGGAUUCCCGAGUCGUCUAACUUUCAGUUGGUUCGAUCCUCUCGCCCUGACUGGAUUCCGUCGAAGUUUAACGGAGUCUGACCUAUGGGCACUUAACCCGCCGGACUCAUCUAAAGAAGUCGUUCCCAAAUUUGACAAAUUCUGGGAAAGAACUCUUCAGAAGAGGGAAGUCUCGAAUGGUGCAAAAGCUACUUACACCAAAACAUCUGCAAGCGUUAAUUUUAAACCGGAAAAUGAGAAAAAGCCCGCGUCAAUCUUGCCUGCACUUUGUCUGACUUUCGGCGGACAGUUUUUCUUCGGUGCCAUUCUCAAGCUCUUCAAUGAUACUCUAAUGUUCCUGUCGCCUCAGCUGCUUAAGCUUCUAAUAGGAUUUGUCGAGGGCAAAGAGCCGGUGUGGAAGGGCUACGUGUAUGCCGUGGGGUUGUUUGGUUGUGCCACGGUGCAAACGAUGUUACUAGCGCAUUAUUUUACGAGAAUGUACUUCGUGGGUAUGAGAAUAAGGACCGCCCUUACUAGCGCCAUCUAUAGAAAGUCAUUAAGAAUGUCUAACGCAGCUAGAAAGGAGUCCACUGUCGGAGAAAUCGUAAACUUGAUGUCGGUUGAUGCACAAAGGUUUUUAGAAUUAACGGCGUACUUAAAUAUGAUAUGGUCGGCUCCUCUUCAAAUUUCUCUGGCUCUGUACUUCUUAUGGGGCAUUUUGGGCCCCUCUGUACUGGCUGGGUUAGCUGUAAUGAUAGUACUUAUACCGGUUAACGGUUUAAUCGCGAACAGGGUAAAAACUCUACAAAUAAGACAAAUGAAGUACAAAGACGAAAGAGUGAAGUUGAUGAACGAAGUACUUAAUGGAAUUAAGGUUCUCAAAAUGUAUGCAUGGGAACCGAGUUUUGAGGACCAGAUUCAUAAAAUAAGAAACAAAGAAAUGAUUGUGUUGAAGCAGACUGCAUAUUUGAAUUCAGCGACAUCUUUCAUUUGGUCAUGUGCACCAUUCUUGGUGAUCUUCCUUACAUUCUUCACGUAUGUGAUAUCAGACUCUGAGAACCACAUCCUGAAACCGGACACGAUUUUCGUGUCAAUGUCUCUGUUUUACGUAAUGCACGUGCCGUUAGGUCUACUGCCUCUCAUCGUUGUGGCAGUGAUUGAGGUGUCGCUGAUGUCAUUCGCGUGCUUUGUUUUGGUAAACGAAACAGAAGUACUGGACUCUAAGAGGGCUUUCGUUGCAUUAUCUCUUUUCAACAUCCUGCGUUUUCCGCUAUCCAUGCUGCCUAACGUUAUCUCGAAUGUUGUACAAACAUCCGUGGGCAUCAAAAGAUUGAACAAGUUCAUGAAUUGCGAUGAACUUGACGUGAACUCCGUAGAGCACGAUCCAAAAGAACCUGACCCGCUUGUGAUCGAGAACUGUACAUUCACAUGGGGCGGGGAGCAGCCGGUGCUGCGCAACAUAAGUGUGCGCAUCCCGCAAGGCUCGCUCGUGGCCGUCGUGGGCGCCGUCGGCUCCGGCAAGAGCUCGCUGCUCGCUGCAUUUCUGGGCGAAAUGGACAAGAUUUCCGGCCGGAUUAACACGCUCGGUAGCAUAGCGUAUGUGCCCCAGCAGGCAUGGAUACAGAACGCAACGCUUCAAGACAACAUUUUGUUCGGCAAGCCGCUGGACAAGGCGAAGUAUAACAACGUGAUCAGAGUUUGUGCGCUCAAGCCGGACUUCGACGUUUUACCCGGCGGAGAUCAGACCGAGAUCGGCGAGAAAGGUAUCAAUUUAUCGGGGGGUCAAAAGCAGCGCGUGGCGCUGGCGAGAGCAGUGUAUUACGAUGCAGACAAUUAUUUCCUGGACGACCCCCUAAGUGCAGUGGACUCGCAUGUGGGCAAACACAUUUUUGAAAAGGUGAUCGGGCCGAGCGGUCUGCUGAAGCACAAGACGCGCGUGUGGGUGACGCACAGCGUGACGUACCUGUCGCAGACGGACCUGGUGCUGGUGCUGCGCGACGGCCAGGUGUCGGAGGCGGGCACCUACCAGCAGCUGCUGGAGAAGAAAGGCGCCUUCGCCGAGUUCCUGCUGCACCACCUCAGCGACGCCGAGCGCACUUCGGCGGAAGAACUAGAUGAGAUUAAACAAGACUUGGAGAGUAAGUUGGGCUCCGAGUUCCAGAACAAACUCCAGAGGGCUCGUUCUCUGUCUGAGAGCGCUUCAGAAUCAGACCAGCCAGCUGCUGGUGACCGCGCCGGAAGUGUAAAGAGACGUACCUCCGAGGCUACGCCCAAUGAUCUCAAGGAAAAGAAUAAGUUGAUUGAAGCUGAAAAAGCUGAAACAGGCAAUGUGAAAUGGAGCGUGUACAAGCACUACCUGACGAGCGUGGGGGUGCUGGCUGCUGUGAUCACCAUCCUCAUGAACCUCGUGCUGCAACUGUUUCAAGUGGGCUCCAACUAUUGGCUCUCAGAGUGGUCCAACGAUCGCACCAUUAUUAUGGAAAAUGGUACUUUAGACAAAAGCAAACGGGAUCUUUAUCUUGGGGUCUAUGGAGGCCUCGGUAUUGGGCAAGUGCUGUCGGUGUCGGUGUCGUCGCUGGCGCUGUACCUGGGCACGCUGGCUGCGGCGCGCGCGCUGCACGCGGAGCUGCUGGCCGGCGUGCUGCGCGCGCCCACCAUCGGCUUCUUCGACUGCACGCCCAUCGGCCGCGUGCUCAACCGCUUCAGCAAGGACAUCGACGUACUCGACAACGUGCUGCCCAUGACGCUCCGCGGCUGGACCUCCUGCUUCUUCGCGGUUCUCGGAACGUUAUUCGUAAUAAGUUUGUCGACUCCGAUCUUCAUGAGCGUGAUAUUGCCGAUCGGAAUCGUGUACUACUUGAUCCAGCGGUUCUACGUAGCCACUUCACGACAGCUGAAGCGGCUCGAGUCCGUGUCGCGCUCGCCCAUCUACUCGCACUUCGGUGAGAGCAUCACUGGAGCCUCCACCAUACGAGCCUACGGUGUCACCCAGAGGUUCGUGGAGGAGUCGGAGCGCGGCGUGGACCACAACCAGGCGUGCUACUACCCGAGCUGCAUCGCGAACCGCUGGCUGGCCGUGCGGCUGGAGAUGAUCGGCAACCUCAUCAUAUUCUUCUCGGCGCUGUUCGCCGUGCUGGCGCGCGACACCAUCAAACCCGGCCUCGUCGGCCUCUCCGUCAGCUACGCCUUGCAGAUUACGCAAACACUCAAUUGGCUCGUACGGAUGACGUCGGAAGUAGAAACGAACAUAGUAGCUGUGGAAAGAAUAAAAGAGUAUGCGGAAACAAAGCAGGAGGCGGCGUGGAUGCUGCCGAACGGGCCUGGCGCCACAUGGCCGGAGACGGGCGCGCUGCAGCUGGAGCGGUUGACGCUGGGCUACCGCGCGGGCGAGCCAGCGCUGCGUGACGUCACGUGCGCCGUGGCGCCGCGCGACAAGCUCGCCAUCGUGGGCCGCACCGGCGCCGGCAAGUCCACGCUCACGCUCGGCCUGUUCAGGAUAAUGGAGGCGAUGAGCGGCAAGAUCCUGAUUGACGGCAUCGACAUCUCUAGGAUCGGGCUACACCAGCUGCGCUCGCGCAUCACCAUCAUCCCGCAGGACCCCGUGCUGUUCUCGGGCACGCUGCGUAUGAACCUGGACCCCUUCGGCGUCUACUCCGACGAAGAAAUCUGGCGCUCAUUAGAGCAUGCGCAUCUUAAGAAUUUCGUCCAAGGUCUAGCUGCCGGGCUGCGGCACGAGGUGGCGGAGGGCGGCGAGAACCUGUCGGUGGGGCAGCGCCAGCUCGUGUGCCUGGCGCGCGCGCUACUGCGCAAGACGCCGCUGCUGGUGCUGGACGAGGCCACCGCCGCCGUCGACCUCGAGACCGACGAGCUCAUACAGAAAACAAUUCGUUCAGAAUUUGCGUCGUGCACUGUCCUUACCAUCGCUCAUCGCCUCAACACCAUCAUGGAUUCUACACGCGUUAUGGUUCUUGAUAAAGGACAGCUAGUGGAGUAUGCGCCCCCAGAGCAAUUGCUCCAGGAUAAGAACUCUAUCUUCUAUAGCAUGGCUAAAGAUGCUGGACUCGUCAAUUAA
Parnassius apollo (apollo) is the source of this 4665-nucleotide messenger RNA. The record is from the annotation of a GenBank genome assembly. Lineage: Eukaryota; Metazoa; Arthropoda; Insecta; Lepidoptera; Papilionidae.